Pseudovirgaria hyperparasitica is the source of this 339-nucleotide messenger RNA. RefSeq lists its product as uncharacterized. The record is from RefSeq and is a predicted model, not a curated record. The transcript has a single exon. Bases 40 to 294 code for a protein of 84 amino acids. NCBI's taxonomy places the organism in Eukaryota, Fungi, Ascomycota, Dothideomycetes, Acrospermales, Acrospermaceae.
UCUAAUCCAUCCUACACCUUCGCAUACAUUCCUGUUAGCAUGCGUUUUCGAGAGCAGAAUAGCCUAGAUCCUCGCUUUUCCUACUGUGAAUAUCACUACGAGACGCGUUACCGGCCGACGUUUUUCAGUCUACGCCUCUCUCGCCAGUGUCGAAAAACUCUAGACUACGAAUGGCUUAAGUGGGUUUUACGGUUGGUUUUGCACCUGUUUGUUUUAUGCUGGAGCCAUGUUCUACUUCAAAGUAUGAAAGGAUCCAUCGAGUCUUUAUUUAGACUCUCAACGCCUUCAAUCUAGGCCCAUACGGUCGAAACGUCUUGUUUGACAAUACGACCCCCGCUC